GUCAUCCCUAUUUUCACCCUAUCGACCAAAUAUAGUGUAUUUUCUCUCGAAUCCACUUCCGGGUAUUACCUGCUGCGAAUCGAUUGAAAGUUUCUUUGUAAAUGAGUUCACGGAAAUUCGCAUGAUCUAUCAGCUGGUAUUCCGGUCGAUUUCAACUUUAACGGUUCGGUUGAUUGAUCUGAAUACACUCGACAACCGCGGCAAACCAGUGGUGGCACAAAUUUGGUCGACCCAACAACCAACUCAAACCUGGAGUCUUUUUGCUGGACGCGUCGAUAAGGAAAUUCAACGAGCCAGAUUGCAGAUCGAGGUUGACAUGAGUGCAGAUGGACAAAUAGCGAUUGAAUAUAUCACGGUGUUUAAUCCGUUGGUUCUGGAACAAUUUUGCAAAGAAUUGGACGAGUUUUAUGUUCCUCCGCCAGCCACAUCGACUACGAGAGCCACACUUAGGCCUAGUACGAUGACUGUUCCUGUAACUACUCUAUCGACUACUAGAAGCACAACGCGUAGCACCAGCACGACAUCGACGACGACACUGCCAACGACAACAACAAGUAUCACAUCGACUACAAUUACUUCUACGAUACCUACCACAACGACUACAGCUACUACAACAACCCCGACCACAACAACUGUUACUACAACGACUCCUACUACUACGACUCCUACUACAACGACUCCUACUACAACGACUUCUACUACAACGACUCCUACUACAACGACUCCUACUACAACGAUUACUACCACAACGAUUUCUACUACAACGUCUCCUGCUACAACGACUCCUACUACCACGACUCCUACUACCACGACUCCUACUACAACGACUCCUACUACAACGAUUACUACUACAACGACUUCUACUACAACGUCUCCUGCUACAACGACUCCUACUACCACGACUCCUACUACCACGACUCCUACUACAACGACUCCUACUACAACGAUUACUACUACAACGACUCCUAUUACUACGACUACUAGUACAACGUCUACCCCAGUUCCAUCCACUUCUACAACGACAUCAAUGCCAACAACCACAAUUGUUGCUUCCACAACUACCGCUUAUAUACCGCCCACUACUACUCCCACAACAAUAACUAUUAGUACCACUACAACUACCGAUUCCCCAAUAAUAAUUCCCACAACUACUACUUCAACAUCAACUACUUCCUCGACUGAGUCUACUCUAUCUCUUACUACUACUUCUACGACUACUUUACCCACCACCUCCAGAGCAGAAUCUAGUACUACUACGGUCACAGCUACACCAUCUACAACAACAGCAAUAACAACCACCACCUCAUCUAAUGCACUUCCAACAACAAGCAGCGCACCAUUUACUACCUUACUUAAUACUUCAACUGGUACGCCCGAAAGCACAACAAUAAAAACAACUACACGAUCUCCAGAUAUAACAACACCGCAACCAACCGCACUGUCGUCUAGCAAUACAGCUCAAAUCUCAACAGAAUCAAGUACAAUUCCAUCCCCAACAACUUCAACAACCACAGAAGAACAACCAUUAAUAACAGAAACAGAAAUCUUGGAUUACACUACAUUGUGGCCCACCACAACAGAACAUGAAGAAUUGUCAACUAUAUCUACAGCAACUACACGUCGCACUAGAACCACAACACGAAGAACGACUAUUUCCAGAACGACAACUGAGACUGUUGCCUCCACUACGAAACUAACUACCGAAUCAACAACUGAGCAGCAUACUACAACUAAUAAUCCAAUAACAACAACGACAUCUCUGCGGACAACAGCAACAACAACAAACCAGCCUCCUCAAUCAACGAUUGCAUUCUCAACUGAGACUACUUCAUCCACCACAUUGCCUGUAUCAUCAUCCACCUGGCUGGACACGGAAACAACUGAAUUAACAACUCCAGCCCCAACAAUUGGUCUGACCACCCUCGCAGCUUCCACAUCGCAUUCUUCAAUUAAUGAGCCACUUGUCCCGAUAUUCCGUCCUACCCAUCUACCGCUGAGCCAGGAACCGUACGAUGAAUCCAGUGCCAUCUGGAUCGCAUUGACCGGCAUUUUCGUUACUCUAUUUUUUCUAGUAACGGCAGUCGGCAUCUAUUUGUACGUCAGCUGUCGACAGAUAAACAACACCGUAAACCGAGAGCUAGAACUUGGCGAUGUUGAUCCUAGACCCACCAUGCCGGCUCCACAAACCGCCAUCAAUCAGUACGUGUCGCCAAUGGUUCUGCAAAAUUUCCACCGUCAACGGCAGGAGCAGAUGAAGAACCGCGCCCGGAAGCAGCGUGAAAGUGUACGGUCUACGACCAGUGACAACAGCAGUGCCUUCGUCAACACUAGGAGGUACACUAAGGAACCCAUCUUACCCCUUGCCAGUCGGCCAUUCUCGCUGGCUGCGGAAAUCAAGAAGGCUAGACUCAAGAGUGGACUUAAUAAAUUUUAG
Messenger RNA from Topomyia yanbarensis, 2434 nucleotides. Its product is annotated as mucin-2-like. The coding region runs from base 122 to 2434 and encodes 770 amino acids. The record is from RefSeq and is a predicted model, not a curated record. Lineage: Eukaryota; Metazoa; Arthropoda; Insecta; Diptera; Culicidae. The transcript has a single exon.